Messenger RNA from Rhinichthys klamathensis goyatoka, 1540 nucleotides. RefSeq names its product UBA domain containing 2 (gene ubac2). The coding region runs from base 167 to 1228 and encodes 353 amino acids. Lineage: Eukaryota; Metazoa; Chordata; Actinopteri; Cypriniformes; Leuciscidae. The transcript is spliced from 9 exons. Gene Ontology annotation, molecular function: protein binding; serine-type endopeptidase activity. The record is from RefSeq and is a predicted model, not a curated record.
CGCGGAUGAAGUUUGUCUCCUGCGAGGCACCAUCCUUGAUACCCUUUCCCCCUUCCCUCUCUUAUGGCGAGAUUUCCAUUUAACUUCUAAUGUUUUUACGUUGUAAAUUCAGUGCCUUUAAAACGUAAUCUUGUUAGUAUUCUUAGUUAUAUUCCGCGUAAGUGGCAUGAUGUUUACGUCCACCGGUUCGUGGGGAUUGUAUAAAGCACCCCUAUCCAAGAGCUUACUGCUGCUUCCUACAGUCCUCUCUGUACUGCUGACUGUGCUUCUGCCUCAGUACCAGGAUAUGUUCAUAUACAACCUCCAGGCUGUCAGGCAGGACAAACAGUUCUGGAGGCUGGUGAGUGGACGGCUCAUCUGCCUGGACCUGAAAGACACUUUCUGCAGCAGUUUGCUUAUCUACAAUUUCCGCAUAUUUGAGAGGAGGUUUGGCAGCCACAAAUUUGCUUCCUUCCUUUUUGGAGCCUGGAUUCUCUCUGCUUUUGUGGACUUGCUGCUGAUAGAGGCUCUUCGCUUCAUUUUUGAACUUCAGGUGGAUGUUCUUCCAGCUGGACUGCUGGGCCCAGUCUUUGCUCUCUUUGUGCCUUUCUACAACUCCAUCCCACGUGUUCAGGUCACUCAGUUGCUUGGCCAUGUCUCAAUCACAAACAAGUCUCUGACAUACAUUGUGGGUGCACAGCUCCUGACGUCAAGUGCCUACAUGUGGAUUGUUGCUUGUAGUGGACUGAUCGCCGGCAUGUUUUAUUACAGUAAUAAGUUGGCUGUCCAGAAGUUCUUGCGUGUGCCAGAAUGGGUGGCCCGAUGUGGUUCUGUGCUCCUAGAGCCGGUCUUCUCAGAUUCUGAGCCCACUGCAGAGGCUCCGCUGGGGAUGGGUGCUACUUUGGACAUCCAGAGACAGCAGAGGAUGGAUAUGCUGGACCAGCAACUGCUCCUGACUCAGCUGGCACACCUCAGGAGAAAUGCACAGCAACAGCAGGCUCAGCAGACAGGUCUCCUCAAUUGGAACAGAUUCUUCCCCACUUUACGGCACAGAGGACAGAACCGGCUCCAAGAGGGUCCUCAGCCACAACAGCCCCCCUAUACGCACCCGCCGGAUAACACAGAUGUGGUCGAAGAACAGGUUGCAAGAUUAAUGGAGAUGGGUUUCUCAAGGAUGGAUGCCCAAGAAGCUCUUAGAGCAUCUAAUAAUGACAUUAACAUCGCAACAAACUUUUUGCUUCAGCACUGAAAAUAAAAUAAAUUGAAGAUGACUAAGAGGACAAGGGAAACAAGUUGAAAAGUACUCAAGAACAUAACUCUGGUGUCAUGACUACACCUGUUGGAAGAAGUUAACAGUCGACUUUGGUACUCAACUCACGGGAGCUGAUGAUGUCACUUUCUUUCUGGCUGCUUAUUGAAUGGGCAGUGUGGCGCGCCUGCUGUUGUGUAUUGCUACUAGGAAUUGACUUGCAAUUGCAGCCCAAUCAACAGGACAUAGCCAACAUGGUGGAUCAUCACACAUUGUGUCUCAGGGCUUGUGUCAUUUGGCGUUGUCCUUGAA